This is a messenger RNA of Lobosporangium transversale, 2145 nucleotides long. Its product is annotated as Carboxylesterase family-domain-containing protein. The transcript has 4 exons. NCBI's taxonomy places the organism in Eukaryota, Fungi, Mortierellomycota, Mortierellomycetes, Mortierellales, Mortierellaceae. Gene Ontology annotation, molecular function: hydrolase activity. Bases 1 to 2145 code for a protein of 714 amino acids. The record is from RefSeq and is a predicted model, not a curated record.
AUGUUUAUGCUAAGAUCAACAUCCGCAACUUUAGCUCUAUGCCUAGUAGCAUCUCACUUUCGAGUCUCAGAUGCUGCAGCACCAACCGUAGGUCAUGCUCCGUUUUUAGCAGGACCUCUAGCGAGCGACAUUGGUGGGGCCCAUCUGCUUCUGGAAAAUGAUGUCGACUCUUCCACAGCCAAGCAUGCAUUCCUAUUACUUUCAAAGCCAAGAGGAUACUAUGAUGGCAUGGAAGCCUGCGCGUCUAUGGGUGAUAGUGGAUACAUUUUCGUCCCUGGAACAGUUGGUGCCAACAGUCUAGUUUCGUUGCUGAAGAAGAAUGCACCUGCGCAGAAGGAAGCGUCUGCUUUCUCUCAGUUCUGGAUUUAUAAUGCUAUGCCCGGUGUGGUGGACAACUGUUUGGCAGUCAAUAGAAACACAGGGAGAACUGAUUGGAUUCCAUGCACUACACAACUACCCACGGUCUGCUUCAACAGCGUAAAGCGCUGUAAGCACUUUUCAAAAGAUACUUCCCGUCAAAUCAGGGUCAACACACCUAUAGGUUCCAUCCAAGGUUGGCGUGACCAGAAUGCAUUCCGAUUCUUGGGAAUCCCUUAUGCUGAGCCACCUGUCGGAGAUCUGCGAUUUGCCGCUCCUGUCGCCAAAGCUCCCUUCAAGCAAACUUGGGAUGCAAUCCGCUACAAGAGUGUUUGUCCUCAAACUACAGGAAUUACCCCUAAAAUCAUUAGCUAUCUCGAAAACGAAGCCCCAGAAAGUGAGGACUGCCUAUAUUUGAAUGUUUAUACUCCUAGUUUAAAGGGCCCUAACGAACCUUUGUUGCCAGUGAUGUUCUAUAUCCAUGGCGGGAGUUAUACCAGCUUUUCUGGUUCGACAGCCGUAUUUGAGCCUGGUAACAUGGUCUCUCGUGGAGGAGUUGUUGUUAUCACCUUCAACUAUCGUCUUGGUUUACUUGGUUUUUUGGAGAAUGAGGAUGUAUGGCCGAGGUCAUCCAUCCCUGGUAACCAAGCUUUUCGUGACCAAAUUUUAGCUCUCCAAUGGGUGAAAAAGAAUAUUGCAUCGUUUGGAGGAGAUCCCAAUCGACUGACAGUCUUUGGUGAGAGUUCAGGUGCGACUAGUAUCCGUGCCUUGCUUUCAGCUCCCUCCACCUGGGGGCUCUAUCAGAGUAUCAUCGCCCAAAGUGAUCCCAUCAAUAUCCCAUUUGAUCUUCCUUUGACAUCUGCACGAGUCACUAACUACUUCAUGGAGGCUCUCGGUUGCGGUGUCACGGAUCUGAACUGUGCUCGUUCCAGAAGCAUGGAAAAAAUCAUAAAAGCGCAGAUCGUUGCCAAUUCAAGGAUGCUUGCAGAAAACAAAUGGGCUACUGAAAUCCUUGUGCAGCGACCUACGAUUGAUGGUCAACUAAUCCCCGCAGAGUUCUCACAGCUGGUCAAGACAGGCAAGUACAAUACCAAGGCCAAUAUCAUGUGGAGCAGUACUAAGGAUGAGGUCGGUCGGUUUAUUCCCCAUCACUUCCCCAAAGUCAUCGAUCCAAAGAAUGCGUCAGUGACUCUGGACCUCUUCUUUGAUACCAGCCGAGCUGACAAGCUCUUGAAGUCAGAGUACUUUCAACCUGACCCCAAUGACCCAGACGGGGCUCGUAAUCUGGUCAACUAUGCUGGAGCCCAAUAUUUCUUUUUCUGUCCUCUUCGCUAUCUCAGCCGUCAAAUCGCCAAGAACAAGAAGAUAUACAAAGCCCGAUUCAAUUAUGGUCGCAACUUUCCUUUUGUUGGUUGUACCUAUUGUUCAGUAAACACAGGUCGUGUCUGUCAUGGUAGUGAUAUCCAACCUGUGUUUGCGAGUGGUGCUUCUGUCCCAGGACAUUCACAAAAGGGAGAUGAUGCGCGAUUCGCCCGCCAGGUUGUGGAUCGGUUCACAGCAUUUGCCAAGACCGGAGAUCCCAAUCCCAAACCAGACAUUCAAGGGUUUGAGGCUACUAAUCCAGAUGUUACCAGUGUGCAAUGGAUACCAUAUGACGGCACCGAUCCAGUUCUUGAACUGAAUAUAACGAGUAUAGUGUCACGGAAGGCGUUUAAUGAUGUCUGCACCUGGUUUGAUACAGAGUUUUUAUAUGAUUUCUGGCUCAGGAUCUCCGACAAUACGCCAUGA